CGACAAAACGUGGAUUUGCAGCAGCGCAGCAGCAAUAGCUUUAUCUAGAUUAAAAUUAGCGCCUUUUCGUCACUUAUUUGCCGCUCCUGCUACAGCAUUGCGUGUGCGAACGCUCUUUCAACUCCCAUUUCCACCUCACAGGCCACUUUGAUAUUUCCGGAAGAAGUUUUAGCAUCGUGGUUCUGCGGAAGUCCAAUUUCCCACCAGUCUCUCCAGUAGCCUGCUAUCUUGUGUGAAAAUGAAGAGCUACGUUCAAGGAAACGCAGCCAACUUUCUGAUGGACGCUUCCUUGUUGUAUAAAGAAACGUGCCCGGAGCUAUCACGAUUCCUACUGCAGCGGCCGAUGACGGCUAAGGCGAAUCAGAAAUCCUCCAGUCCGCUGCAGAGCGCCUUGAUGUGUCCGUACUGUUAUCAGUGGCUGCAGCCCGGCAAUCACCGGAUGAGGCUGCGUCCAAAGCAGCGACCAUCAGCGCGGGUGCAGAGUGUCCUGCGCCGGCAGGCCAGGGGCAAACGACUCAGCCUGGUGCAGAAAAAACUGCUGCAGCGCUUCCAAAAGUCCUCCUCCGUACUGAUGGCCACCUGCCACACUUGCAGUAAGACAUCCAGACAUAAAGGAAUGAACAGGGAGUUUAUAGCUACCUUCGGCAAGACCCACAGCACACCGGGGAGCGCCGGGAAACACAAGACCCCACAGUCAGCCCACAGAGCCAACAUGACAACCCCCAAGACUCCUGGGAAGGACAAGACACCUGCUCAUGCACCUAGGUCCUCCACCUCCUCCAACACUUCAGGGUCGAGCCCAUCUUCCUCCAAGCCCCCCCCCAAAGCUAAAAAUUGGGUCGUCCAGCGUCUCAGCAAGAUCCUCAUGCGAGAGGACAGCCCGGGCAGCAAGAAGGGGGGCUUGAAAGACUUUCUCUCCUCUCUUUGAGUAUCUCUGUAUGUCAAUUCUUAAAAAAAAAUACAAGGGUUUAGACCCAUGUUUGUAACCUGUUCAUACCAAAGGCUUAAGUGGAAACUUUUGUUUCCGAGCUGGUGUGGAAAGGGUUACAGUUUGCCCACCAACACAGCUAUUGGCGGGCUGUUUGGAAUGGCACUCCCGCUAUUCUGAAUGCAACAACUGGGAGCACUGGGGCUCGCUAUUCCAACUAUUAAUCAGGUAUCUUCUGCUGAGCCAGUUGGAGAGGAGAAUGUUUCUUUGUCUACUUUAGCACAAGCCUCGUGUAAUCUCCUCUACUGGGGUGGUUAUUUAAAGCGGAAUGUUUGAGGAAUUACUCAGUAUUUAUCAAAUGGCUGAAACAUGGCAGGAAACCCAGCUGUGUCCUGUGGCGGCGUUUGUGGCGUGACAAUCUAGUUUACAUGCCGAUAUCCUUCUCCAUUUUGGAUUUUUUUUCUAAAGCAACAUGUAUACACUUAUAUUAUACUUGUGAAACUAUUUCGUAUUACUUGAUGUGUACGCUUUUGUAUUUGAUGUAUUUAAUGUCUUUACUUUUUGGCCCUCUCCACUGGGGAGACGUGUCUGUGUAAAUUAAUUUGUAUGGCAUUGGCUGAACAUGUCCAGAUUGACGGUGUAUAUAUGUCAUUUUUGUACGUGCAUGCAAAUGUUUUUUUAAACUGUGCACAGUGAAUAUGAUAUGAUAUUUGCAUUUAUCAUCUAAAAUGGGACUCAUCAGCUGCUGUUUACAUUGAAGGGGCACUUCUGCCGAACACCUGUACAGAAAGACUUAACAUUUUCUUUUCAUACUUUCUCUGGCUAUAUGUUUUUAAAAGGUUACUUUUCAACUUUUUGUCAAGAGCAGGACUUUAAAUAUAUAUGUGCUGUGUUUUGUACUGCCUGUUUUCCAUUAGCUGUCCAAUGUACAGUAUGUGUUCAAAAUCUGAAAUACCUCACAUUUCUAUUCCACCUACGAUGUGAUUCUCUGAAAUAAAACCUUUUCAGUCCAUUAA
Molecule: messenger RNA, 1944 nt
Organism: Centropristis striata (black sea bass)
Lineage: Eukaryota; Metazoa; Chordata; Actinopteri; Perciformes; Serranidae
Gene: rmp24
Product: chromosome 14 C18orf21 homolog
Exons: 5
Coding region: 239-928 (229 amino acids)
Source: RefSeq, a predicted model, not a curated record